CAGGGCAUGCCUAUGAGCUAAACAUUAAGAUUGGUUUGUGUUUCCAGAGGGACAUGUUAUGGGGUGGCACCGUAACUCAGCAGACAGCACACAAGAACACGAUGGUUAUUUGUGUGCUGGGUCGAUACCUCCUCAAAAGCAGCCUCUGCAGCAGAUCCUGGUGGAGGAAGAGCAGCCUGUACUCGGCCGGCCAUGGCUUCCAGCCCGAGGAGAUCAGGGAUAAGCUCAGGGCCUUCCCCGGGGGGGCGGUGGACCUGCUCACCCAGGGGGAGACGGGGCUGGCAGUGCUGACCGUCAACAACCCCUCCCGCAUGAACGCCUUCUCGGGCGCUAUGAUGGUGGAGCUGGAGGAGAGGGUGUCUCAGCUGGAGUCGUGGACGCAGGGCAAAGGCCUCAUCGUGCGAGGGGCAGCGGGGACCUUCUGCUCAGGCUCCGACCUCAACGCCGUCAGGGCCAUAUCCAACCCACAGGAUGGGAUGAAGAUGUGCAUGUUUAUGCAGGACGCUCUGACCAGACUACAGAGGCUGCCUCUGGUGUCGGUGGCGCUGGUGGAGGGCAGAGCACUGGGAGGAGGCUCAGAGCUCAGUACUGCCUGCGACUUCAGGCUGAUGACCCCUGACAGCGUGAUCCAGUUCGUCCACAAGCACAUGGGCCUGGUUCCGGGCUGGGGCGGGGCCGCCCGGCUGGUCCGCCUGGUGGGGGACCGCCACGCCCUGCGGCUGCUGGGCGGGGCCCUCAAGGUGGACCCCGAGCUGGGGCUGCGGAUCGGGCUGGCGGACGGCGUGCUGGGGGAGGGGGCCCCCCAGGACGGGGACGAAGGGGCCCUCCGGCAGGCGGAGGAGUGGCUGAGCCGCUACACCAAGGGGCCCGCCGAGGUGAUCCGGGCCGCCAAGAGGGUGGUGUCGUCGGGGAGGGAGCUGCCCCUGACGGAGGCCCUCCGGGCGGAGAAGGAGGUGUUUGGGACCGUAUGGGGCGGGGAGGCGAACCUGAGGGCCUUGGCCGGCAAGACGAAGCACAAGUGAGGCUGCGACGGGGACCGAAGACCACCACCUCCUCCUGCACCACCACGCCCACCUCCUCCAAUCAGCUCCUCUCAGACCUCAGUUGAGUUCCUGAUCAACUUCCUGACAGAAGUUUAGCUGGGGACAAUGACGUCCUAACAUGGAGAACGACCCAAAGCUCUGUUCUGAUCUGAAUGGUGAUUCCGCACGGAUAUAAUGAGCGACAGGUGAUAUGUUUUGAAAAAGACGUAUAAAACAAUGACGUCUCAAUGAAAACUCUGUUAUUGUGAAAUUCCUUUGCCGUUCACAAAUGUCAGUGCCUCACUUUAUUUUUGUUUGUGUCCCACAUCUGUUUAGUUUGAAAUCUAUGUACGAUUUAUUUUGACAGCUGAAUAAAACCCACAAAUCAAUGUUUUUGUCUGCAGUCCACCAGCCAUUCAAGUCUCAACAAAAUGUCCCCUUUUGUGACAGACUACCGCCUCAAGUUGUAGAGAUGUGUUGCUUCAUCUUUGCUCUGCAGUCUAACCACGUCCACAUGUAGGACCUGCUUUCUGGGUCAGGACGGCCAGACCACCUGCCAAGAGCCUCAAACGAAGCUUGCUCAACUGCUUUCUCUGGUGAUCAACAGUCCUCUGGAAUGGGAUUAUAUUAAUGGUUAGAAUUAGCAGUUAUCAGCAUAUAAGUGAAGGUCAGACUGCAGGCAUCCUGUGGCACCCUGGUAUAUAAUGACAGGACGGGCCCAAAGCUUUGGCAUCUGUCCUGUUUAAGAGUAAAAAUGCACCUCAGCCAAAAUUCAUGAGCCGUCACGUCUAAUGGUGUCAUACUUUAUUAAAAAGGAUGUACCCUUUUUUACCUUCCUCUUAAAUGUGAGGUGAGGCAUCUGAUCCCCUCUGAAUAUUGGACCCAAGGGCUCGAAGACAUUUAACUUUUAAAGGGGAAAUAUUAUGCCGCACCAGCUGUCGGUGUGAUUAGCCUUACAAGCCAUUUCGAAAAUCUGCCCCAUAUGACAUCACUAGUGGGCGUGUCCACCUAAAUCUGUGCUGGAUAUAUCAGUCUACCAGCCUACCCCGUGGCCUGAAGUAAACGUUGCUCAUCUAGCCAGCACAGAUCGAGGUGGACACACCCACUAGAUCUGUGAUACCAUGUCCUAUGGGGCAGAUUUUCGAAAAGGCUUGUAAGGCUAAUCACACUCACACCUGGUGGUAUAAUAUGUCCCCUUUAAGAUUGUUAGGUCAUAAAUCCGAAUAGCUUUUUGGCAGUUAUUUUCUCCAUCAUAAGACCUUUUUUAAUCAGGGCCCCAGUUGUCUAUUUCUCUUGCGCUCUGUUAAGGUGUGUGUGUGUGUUCAAAUGUAAUAGUUCUUUCAUUGAUUUUUACUCUAAAGCUACAAUCAGUAACAUCACCCAAAGAACCAAAACACGACGCGCUGGCUUUUGAUUUUAACCUCUUUUAUUCAAAAAAGGCAUCUUUCAUUCUCACACACCAGCUCAUUACAAUUAAUGGAAGAAACCUUGACUGAAUAUCAAAAACGAAAAAAUAAGACCCUUUGCCUUUUGGUGAUCUAAGACGCUACGCUCCGCGCCUCUCGCGGCAGCCUCCAUCGUUCAUGUAAUAAAUACACUCCGUCGAGCGCGGGGAAACCUUGACUCGGGUCUUCUGGUCCGUUCUGUACGUUUGCCUUCUCUUUGCCACUGCUGUUAAGGCCAAUGCACAUCUCUCUCUCUCUCUCUCUCUCCCCCUCGCUUGCACCUUACGUUACACAAAGCCUGCUCACACAGGUUGGAUAUGUUGUAAUUUUUUGUAUACAUCUUACUUUUUUGCGUGUGAAACAUGAACGAUAUUUUUUACAAUAAAAAGCAGUUUAUUGUAGGUAGCAAUCGAAUGGCGCGGAGAAGCAUCGUAUUAGUAACCCUAUUCAGAAAUAUCAGUUUACAGUGCGUUUGGUUGUGACUUAAAACAAAACUAACCCUAAAAGGAAUGGGCCGAGAAAGUAAAAACGGACAGCAUGACAGCAUCUGGCUAACAUUGAUUUUUAAGUGUAACGA
Molecule: messenger RNA, 3044 nt
Organism: Gadus macrocephalus (Pacific cod)
Lineage: Eukaryota; Metazoa; Chordata; Actinopteri; Gadiformes; Gadidae
Gene: echdc1
Product: enoyl CoA hydratase domain containing 1
Exons: 7
Coding region: 54-1022 (322 amino acids)
Biological process (GO): fatty acid beta-oxidation
Cellular component (GO): cytosol
Molecular function (GO): enoyl-CoA hydratase activity
Source: RefSeq, a predicted model, not a curated record